UAGAAGACACACUGGUACAAGGAGAGAGGGCUACCGCUUUCCAGAUUCCAGUGAAAAGAGACGAGAAACUGAGAUAAAGAAGAGGAAUUACGAAGAUGGUGGUGGCGAUUUCACCUUCCAGGGCCAUCCUGGCCACUCUAGUGGCGGUUCUGGUGUCGGUGGCGGUGGCGGCGUCCAACGACACGUUGACAGCAUACGAAGUGUUGGAGGAGUACGGCUUCCCCAUCGGCCUGCUGCCGGAGGGAGUGGUGAGCUACGAGCUCAAUUCCUCCACCGGCAAGUUUUCCGUCUACCUCAACGGGACCUGCACCUUCUCCCUGGAAGGCUCGUACGAUAUCAAGUACAAGUCCACCGUCACCGGCUACAUCUCUUCCAAGAAGCUCUAUAGCCUGAGCGGGAUCAGCGUGAAGGUGCUGUUCUUCUGGCUCAGCAUUGUCGAGGUCACCGUCGAAGGAGACGAUCUCGACUUCUCUGUCGGAAUCGCGUCGGCGUCCUUCCCGGUGUCGAAUUUUGCAGUGUGUCCGCAGUGCGGGUGCGGCCUGGACUGCGUUUCUCUCGCAGCUGUGGAAUGACCGAGUCGUUGCAGUUUCGUUCUCUGCAGCAUGUUCAUUCUGUACCAAGUCUCUGCUUUUAGGACAUCUUUUGAAGUUUUGAUGUCACUUUCUGGUUUUAAACUGUGUUCAUUAGAUAUCAUCGUUUUCUGCA
This is a messenger RNA of Nymphaea colorata (pocket water lily), 705 nucleotides long. RefSeq lists its product as uncharacterized. Lineage: Eukaryota; Viridiplantae; Streptophyta; Magnoliopsida; Nymphaeales; Nymphaeaceae. The record is from RefSeq and is a predicted model, not a curated record. Bases 96 to 572 code for a protein of 158 amino acids. The transcript has a single exon.